AUGGCUGCAGCUGUUGCCAGACAACACAAGCAUUUCAGUCACGACUACCACAGAACUCACUCUAAGUAUGUUGUCAAGGAGUACUCAAGCUCUGAAGUGGAGGAAGUGGACUAUCAGUACCACAAGGAGAAGAGAAUCCAGGGAGUGGUAGAAAAGAAGAUGAAGACAUCAGAUAAAUAUAUCCGUGAGGAGUCCAUGAUCAGGGGCCCUAAGUUUCUGACAAGGCUGAGGUCCCACACUGUGUUUGAGAACACUCCUGUGAAGCUGUUCUGCUCUGUGCAGGGAUAUCCCACUCCGUCUGUCAGAUGGUAUAAAGAUGAUGUCAUCCUUGAUAACUCAUCAGGAAAAUAUUUUGUGGGGAGUAACACUGGGAUUCAUACCCUGGAGAUUCCAAAAUCCAGCACUGAUGACACUGCCAUGUAUACUGCUGUAGCCACUAACAUCCAUGGUCAGGUCUCUACUCAGGCGUCUGUCAUCGUCAAACGGUUUAAGAAAGAAGAGGAGAUAUGCCCUUUUGGAUGGAUGCCUUACGAAUUUGCCAUCUUACCUGAGAUUAAAUAUACCAAAAUUAACAUCACUUUUCUGGAGACAUUUGACGUGACCUUUAAAGAGGAGGGUGACUCGGUCACUCUGGCCUGUACGAUGACCAUCAGUCCAAACCUUGCCAACCUGCAGCCUCAAACCCUGUGGUACAGAGAUGAGCACCUCCUGAAGGAGUCAAAGUGGGUGAAAAUGGAGUCAGGCGGAGGUGUUGCUAAGCUCACGCUGCCUCAGCUUUACAAGGAUGAUGAGGGUCUUUAUACCCUCCGCAUGGUCACCAAGGGAGGGGAUGCUGUGCACCGGGCAUACCUCUAUGUUAAAGAUGGUCCUCCCCCAGUUCCCGGAGCCCCCGGAGCCCCUAUGGACAUUAAGAUCCACGAUGCGAACAGAGAUUAUGUCAUUGUCUCAUGGAAACCACCCAACACUACAACCGAAGGCCCCAUCAUCGGAUACUUUGUUGACAGAUGUGAAGUUGGGACAGAGAACUGGACGCAGUGUAAUGAUUCUCCCAUUAAGAUCUGUAAAUAUCCAGUGUCUGGCCUGUUUGAGGGACACUCCUAUUAUUUCCGCGUGAGAGCUGUUAAUUCUCACGGCAUUAGCAGACCCUCACGGAUGUCGGAUGCCAUUGCUGCUGUGGACCCCACCGAGUUCGAGAGACUACACGCAACUAAAUUGGGUGGAAAACUUGAUGUUGUGACCUACCAUGAUGACCUUGAAGCAGAGGGAGAGGCUCCGGGAGCCCCAUCGAAGGUCUAUGCUUCAGAGACAGACCGAACAUAUGUGGUACUCAGUUGGUCCCCCCCAGUCUAUCACGGCAAAGCCCCCAUGUGGUACUACAUCGAAAAGAGUUUGGUCGGCAGUGAUUCUUGGCAGAGAGUGAAUACUCAAGUACCGGUGAGGUCCCCUCGCUACGCCGUGUUUGACUUGGCUGAGGGCAAAGAGUACCUCUUCCGCGUGUUAGCCGCUAACAUGUACGGCACCAGCAAAGCCUCUGAGCCAACUGGCCCAAUCCAAACUCAGGAACUGCGUGGUGUCCCCUCAGCGCCUGGUCAGGUCGUUGCCACCAGAGAAACGGACACAUCCGUUCUCAUUCAGUGGGCCCCUCCGAAGGAGCCAAACAACCUCAUUGGAUAUUACAUCGAUUCUUGUGUAAAAGGUUCUAAGAACUGGACUUCGGCCAAUCACAAACCAAACAAGAAGACCAAGUUUGUUGUUCAUGGCUUGACUACUGGUGAGACCUAUGUGUUCCGAGUGCAGGCCAUUAAUGAACUUGGUCUCAGUGAUGAAUCUCAGGAGUCAGCCCCACUCUCUGUGAAAGCUGCCCUUGCUUUACCCUCCGCUCCUUAUGACAUUACUCUGCUUCACUGCGACGGUACAUCUAUGGUUCUGAACUGGAAACGUCCUCUCCACUCUGGCGGAGCAAAGGUCACAGACUAUUACAUCGACAAAUACAACGUGGCCAAGAAAGUGUGGAGGGAAGUCAAUGUCCCCCCCAUUAAACACAGACUGCACAAGGUUGAGAACCUGACUGAAGGUGCAGUGUAUCAGUUUAGGAUCUAUGGGGCCAGCAUUGCUGGGCUCGGGGAACCCGCCGCUCCCAGUGCAGCCUUCCACUGUGAUGCCUGGACUAUGCCUGAACCCGGUCCAGCCUAUGACCUGAGCGCCUGUGAGAUCAGAGACGAUUCUUUGGUGCUGGAGUGGAAGAUCCCUGUCUACACUGGAGCUAGCGCCAUUACAGGAUACUAUGUGGACGUGUCCAAGAAAGGCUCUGGUGUAUGGACCACUGCUAACGAAACUGCUGUCGGUCACUGCUACCAUAAGGUGACUGGUUUGGAAACGGGCGAGUCUUACGUGUUCCGUGUGCGUGCGGAGAACGCUGAGGGCGUUGGCGUGGCGUCCGUCUCCUCCGACCCAGUGUGUGCCAAGGCUCUGCCAGGCACCCAGGAAAUCAAGUGUGGAGUCGAUGCAGAGACAGGCGACAUUUAUCUUUCAUUCGAAAGCUGCCAGAUGACAGAGAAAUCGGAGUUUGUCUGGAAGAAAUCCUACGAAGAAAUCACGGAUUUCUCCAAAGGAAUCGUUGUUCAGUCAUCUGGCAGUCAGUCAACACUGCUUUUCAAGAACCCAGACAAAGAAGACGUUGGAACAUUCUCAGUGUCCGUAACACAUACGGAUGGUGUCUCAGCCAGCUAUGGAAUCUCAGCAGAAGAGUUGCAAAAGAUGCUCACCCUGAGCCAGGAAAUCCGCCACCCCAUUAUUCCACUGAAGACUGAACUGGCCUAUAAAAUUAUUGAGAGAGGUCGUGUGCGUUUCUGGCUCCAAGCUGAGGGCAUCUCCUCUGCUGUGACCUACAAGUUCUUUGCCAAUAACAAGGAGCUUGUCAACUGUGAGCAAACGAAGAUGAGUCACGACGUGGCCACGGGUGUUAUUGAGAUGGUGCUGGAUCAUUUCACGGAGGACAGUGAGGGCACUUUCACCGUUCAGAUCCAGGAUGGAAAAGCUAAGGCUCAGUCUUCGCUGGUGCUUAUCGGAGAUGCUUUCAAGGCAGCCCUGGCCGAGGCGGAGUACCAAAGAAAAGAGUAUAUCCGAGUCAAAGAGGGCCCGCACUUUAUGGAAUUCCUGUCAGUCCAAAUCGGGGACAACUGCUCCGUCACUCUCGUAUGCAAGGUGGCUAAUCUGAAGAAAGAAUCCGUAUUCCACUGGUUCAAGGAUGAUGUUGAAAUCGUCCCUGAGGUGCCAGCCGACCUGACAUCGGGAGUCUGCAGGCUGCCUUUAGCUCUGUUUUCCAAGAAAGAUGUGGGUGUUUACAAGGCAACCAUCAGCGAUGACAGAGGCAUGGAUGUUUCUCUCAUUGACAUAUCUGGACAAGCUUUUGAUGAUAUCAUCAACGAAAUCUCCCGCAUUGCUGGAUCCUCUGCUGCUGAGUUGACAAUUCAGUGUACUGCAGAGGGCAUUCAACUCCAGUGCCACAUGAAAUACUUCACAGAGGAGAUGAAAAUAAACUGGAUGCAUAAGGAAACCAAAAUCACUGCAUCUGAAAAGAUGAGGAUUGGAGGAACGCCAAGUAUGGCCACGAUGGAGAUCGUUGAGCCCACUGACAAUGACAAAGGCCUGUACACCAUUGAGAUAUUGGACUCAGAGAAGACGCACACUCGUACCCUUGACCUGUCUGGACAAGUGUAUGAUAAAGCCUAUGCUGAAUUCCAGAGACUGAAGGCCGAGGCAUAUGCCGAAAAGAAUCGUGGCAAAGUGGUUGGUGGUCUCCCUGACGUUGUCACCAUUAUGGAAAAGAAGACCUUGAGCCUGACUUGCACAGUUUGUGGUGAGCCCAAACCACAGGUCAGCUGGUCAAAGAAUGAUCACGAGGUGGAGCCCAGUGACCAGUAUGUCAUUUCCCUGGACUCGGGCAAGUUUGCCAGCCUCACCAUAAAGGGUGUGUCCCUAGAGGACUCUGGCAAAUACACCAUGACCGUGCACAACAAGUACGGUGGUGAGUCUGUGGACAUCGUCGUCAGUGUCUACAAGCAAGGCGACAAGAUUCCAGACAUCAAACCAAGUCCCUCGCCAAAGAGGAUCAUGCCCCCCACUGGUCCCAUUGUAGUCCCCACCACCCCAGCCUCAUCCCCAGCCCCGGCUGCCAAGUCUCCCACCCCCCCACAUGGUGCUAAAUCCCCUACACCAAGUCGCGGUGUUAAGUCCCCCACCCCCUCCAGGAAGAAGUAA
This is a messenger RNA of Chanos chanos (milkfish), 4260 nucleotides long. It is a transcript of the gene myom2b, whose product is annotated as myomesin 2b. The record is from RefSeq and is a predicted model, not a curated record. Gene Ontology annotation, biological process: sarcomere organization. Gene Ontology annotation, molecular function: protein binding. Lineage: Eukaryota; Metazoa; Chordata; Actinopteri; Gonorynchiformes; Chanidae. The transcript has 35 exons. Bases 1 to 4260 code for a protein of 1419 amino acids. Gene Ontology annotation, cellular component: M band.